Molecule: messenger RNA, 561 nt
Organism: Chenopodium quinoa (quinoa)
Lineage: Eukaryota; Viridiplantae; Streptophyta; Magnoliopsida; Caryophyllales; Amaranthaceae
Exons: 1
Coding region: 1-561 (186 amino acids)
Source: RefSeq, a predicted model, not a curated record
AUGGUUUACACCAACCUCAUGUACUUACAGGGGUUGGAUGAUGCUGCCUGGUAUCGGUGCUUCCCAGCUACAUUGAAGGGCAUUGCCCAACAAUGGUUCGGCAAUCUGCUGGUUGGGUGCAUCAAUUAUUUCAAGACGCUUUCGUUCUUGUUCGCCUCUAACUUCUCCAUGAAUAUACCCGCCAAAAAGACAAGCCUCAACUUGAGCGCGGUACAACAGGGAGACAGAGUGGGGUUUCGAUCAUACGUCAGGCGGUUCAAUCUGGUGAGAAUCCAGAUUCAAGGAAUGUCUGACGAUGUUGCUUACACAAACUUCAAUAAGGGUGUGAAGAACAUGUCAACUUUUAAGUUCGACCUCGUUUGGAAGAAGGUUGCUACUCUUAAAGAAGCGCUGAUGGAGGCGGAAGCCUAUAUGCAAGCGACCGAGCUCUGCUCCACUAGUAAGCAGUCGGAUUCUAAGAAGUCUGACAAACAAAAAGGGAGUCGGCAAGAACAACCGGCUCAAAAGGCUGAAGAAAUAAAAAAGAGAAAAGAAAUCUGGGCAAUUGAGGAUUCUGAUUAG